This is a messenger RNA of Menidia menidia (Atlantic silverside), 14616 nucleotides long. NCBI's taxonomy places the organism in Eukaryota, Metazoa, Chordata, Actinopteri, Atheriniformes, Atherinopsidae. The record is from the annotation of a GenBank genome assembly.
GCUCCUCCAAACUUUACGCACAGAUGUACUUCUGGGGAAGUUCUUUAAGUUCGGUUUUCAAGUGUUUUACCCGAGUCGUUUCGUUGCAAUUUUUUUUUAUGUACUGGUAACGUCCCCAGACUUGUUUGAGUAGUACUUAAAUCCAACACAUUUCUUUAUUUUUUUUAUUUUCUUUUUUUUUGUGGAUAAUUUGUUUUAGUGAAUCGCCUCUCUCCGGCUGACAGAUGCAGUAAGUCUGGGGGGAAAAUGUCCGGUACCUUAUUGAAUUGCCUCGUCUUGGCGCUGUUGUUUAGCGCACACAGACUUUGGGCAGACCCCCUGGUACAUCCCCGGGUUGAGGAGGGGGAUGAAUCCGAUGACAGCGCCUCGACCUUGGCCUUUGUGUUCGAUGUUACCGGCUCCAUGUACGACGAUCUGAAACAGGUGAUAGAGGGAGCGUCCCGGAUUUUGGAGAAGACGCUCAGCCGGAGGACCAGACCCAUCAGAAACUUUGUCCUGGUUCCCUUCCACGACCCAGAUAUCGGGCCUGUGUCCAUCACCACCGAACCUAAGAAGUUCCAGCAGGAUCUGCAGGAGCUGUUUGUCCAGGGCGGGGGCGACUGCCCAGAGAUGAGCAUAGGAGCUAUAAAGAAGGCCUUGGAGGUUUCCCUGCCUGGAUCCUUCAUCUAUGUUUUUACAGAUGCCAGGGCCAAAGAUUACCGGCUGAAAAGAGACGUUCUACAGCUGGUGCAGCUCCGUCAAUCACAGGUUGUAUUUGUGUUGACCGGGGACUGCGGGGACCGCUCCCACCCUGGUUACAGGGCCUACGAGGAGAUCGCUGCCACCUCCUCUGGACAAAUCUUUCACUUGGAUAAGCAGCAGGUUAAUGAGGUUUUAAAGUGGGUAGAGCAGACAGUUCAGGCCAUGAAAGUCCACCUGCUGUCCUCCAACCAUGACAGUGCACAGGAAAACAAAUGGGAAGUGCCCUUUGACCCCAGCCUCAGAGAGGUCACUGUGUCACUCAGCGGACCGGCGCCACAAAUCGAGCUCAGCGAUCCCUUUGGUCGGAUCGUUGGUGUAGAGCAGGGCCUUAAAGAGCUCUUAAAUAUUCCCAACUCUGCUCAUGUCAUCAACCUUAAGUUUCCCAGACCUGGAACAUGGAAACUCAAGGUGAGCUGCAGCGGGCGUCAUACUCUGAGGGUUACAGGGGUCAGCAAUCUAGACUUCCGGGCUGGCUUUUCCACUCAUCAAGUUUCAGAGUUCAACCACACCAGAGAAAGACCAAUAACAGGACUUCCAACCCAUGUAAUGCUGAAAUGCACAGGCGUGAAGCCUCCAGGUUAUCUGAGUCAUGUGGAGCUCAUGUCCGGUUCGGGCCGCUCCUUGCGUACUAUCCCCGUACCUCUGCCCUCUGACCUGGGCCAACAAGGGCUAUGGAGUCUCCCAGAGUUCCGCACGCCUCCGCAGAGCUUCUACAUCAAGAUAACGGGCAAAGAUGAGGAGGGCUUCCGCUUCCAGAGGCUUUCCAGUGUCUCCUACACCAACAUAAUUCCAGAUCCCCCAGUUGUGAGAAUGCCUGAUGUGGUAAAAGGCUUCUACAUGCAACCGGCUGUGAUUGGCUGCUCAGUGCAGAGUGACAUUCCCUAUAGGCUGAGAUUCACCAGAAGUGGGAUUGCACUGGGAGAGGAGAAGCUCUUUCAGAAUUCUGCUGCAGCAUCCUGGAAGAUUGCACAGGUGUCAGGUGAGGACGACGGUGCGUACGAGUGCAUAGCCCAGAGCAGCGCGGGACAGGGACGGGCCCUAACACAGCUCACCGUUCAAGAGCCUCCUCCGGUCCUGAGGCCCGCCGUGAAUGUGACUUCCUCUGCGGGAGGCGUGGCCGUGCUGUCCUGUAAGGUGGAAGGCAGCAUGCGGCACAACUUGACCUGGUAUCGAGCGGGUCGUGCCAUCCGGACCCGCACGGGGAGGGUGAGGGUGCUUCCCGACUCGUCCCUGCAGAUCAGCGGGAUUCGGACUCAGGACGCCGGAGAGUACCACUGUGUGGCCACCAACGCGCACGGAGACGGCCGAAUCGCAGUGUGGCUUUUGGUCCCAGAGGCUCCUUCUGUAGUAGUUCACCCCCAGACCCAGGCAUUCUCCCGAGGCGAUGAGAUCCGCUUAGUCUGCUCGGCGUCUGGCUCCCCCCCUCCCCAGCUCUUCUGGAGCCAUGGAAACAUGUUCCUUGCUAAUCGGCCGAGGUUCAAUCUAAACCAGUUCGGAGUCCUGACCAUUAGGGGAGCUCUUCCAGAGGAUGCUGGGAUCUACACUUGUCUGGCUACCAAUCAGGCUGGGACUGACUCCCAGUCUGUGUCACUAACUUAUGCAGAGAUGCCACGGAUUAAAGUUGCCCAGCAGGUUGUCCUCGUAUCUGUUGGUAGUGAUGCCACUCUGGAGUGUAAAGCCACAGGUGUUCCUCCUCCCCUUGUCCACUGGUUCAAAGGUGAGCUUGAAGUGGGAUCUGCUCCCUUUGCGCAGCAGGACGUGCACCGUGGAACUUUGCACAUUCCUAAAGUGCAGGAGGUUGACGCUGGCCAGUACAGCUGUAUAGCUAGCAGCCCUGCUGGAACCUCGGCCGGCUCUGUCAUGCUGGAGGUUGGAGCGGGCCCGUUGUUCUCUGAGGCACCAGUCGACGUGACAGCUAACGUUGGAGAGAACAUCACCCUCCCCUGCAUCGCCCGAGGCCUCCCGCUGCCAACAGUAACCUGGCACAGACAGGACGGCAGGCAAAUUCAUGCGAGGGCAGACAGCCGCGGCAGAGCAGCUCAGAUGGAGAACGGACAUCUUCUAAUCCAGAGUGUUUGGCUGGAUGAUGAAGGUCUAUACAUCUGUGAGGCCAAGAACCAGUUUGGAAGCAUCAAAACCGAGGCCAGAGUUAGUGUCACUGGACUGGAGCCUCCUCUCUUAGCCAAAACUGCUCCAAUCAUCACCACUGGCAUUGGUCAGUCCCUUAGCAUCCCAUGUAUGCUGUUGGAAGGAAUACCUCUUCCGGAAAGAAACUGGUCCCAAAAUGGAAAACCUGUUCAGCUAAAUAGAAGGAUGUUCUUGAGGAGUGAUGGCAGUUUGUACAUAGAAAGAGCUAUCCCAGAAGACACUGGAACUUAUGUCUGCACUGCGGUGAAUGUAGCAGGCUCCACAAACAUCACCGUCAGCCUGGAGGUCCACGUGCCCCCAGAGAUCAAUGCUGGCCCAUACCACUACAUAGCCAAUGAGGGUGUUGCCAUCACGCUGUCAUGUGAGGCCACUGGAGUUCCCAAGCCAGAUGUUGUCUGGUCCAAGGGAAGGCAGCUUCUGUCCAGGGACCACUCAUCUCUUCAGUUUGACUCUGAGGGACACCUCCACAUUUCCCACCCCACUGCUGACAAUGCAGGCAUUUACGUCUGCACCGCCACCAGCCCUGUGGGCUACGCCAGUCGAGAAAUCCAGCUCAGCGUCAACGUAAUGCCGAAGAUAAUGGGCGUGAGCGGCCAUGACAACACUGUAAAGAUGGCAGCAGAAGUGGGGGCAGAGAUUGUUCUCCCCUGUGAAGCCGAAGGAACUCCCUCCCCACUUAUCACAUGGAGCCGGAACGGGCAUCCCAUCCCCCCCGUAACAGCUGGGUUCACAGUUUUGCCUUCAGGUUCUCUGAAGAUCACUGAUGUCCGCCUGAUGGACAGUAAACUGUACACCUGUACUGCAGAAAACCCAGCUGGCAAUGUGUCCCUGAGCUACACUUUACAUGUUCAAGCUAAGCCCAGGAUUCAGCCUGCACCCACACUUCUGAAGGCUCUUCUUGGCCAAACAGUGAGUCUGCCUUGUGUGGUGCAAGGAGAGCCGAGUCCAGAGAUCAGCUGGUUUCACAACGGACAGCCCGUUGGCCUAAAGAACAUCACGCCUCUGAGGAUCCAGCGAGUCAGCCUUGCUGAUCAUGGAGUCUAUCGCUGUGUGGCCAAGAACAGUGCUGGACAGGAGAUCUUGGAGAUCAAGCUGGAAAUUCUUGAAGCACCAUCCUUUGUAGAACCUGGAGAUACCAUCAUGGAGAAAACGGCAAAAAGCAAGGUGAUCAUCCCUUGCCGUGCAGAAGGUUCCCCACGUCCCAAGGUACGCUGGUUCAAGAAUGGCCUGGAGAUACAUUCUGAACAGGCAGAGUUUUCGGUGGCGAGGGAUGGAGCUCUGGUAAUUAGCACAGCAUCUGCCAGCCACAGUGGGGACUUUAAGUGUGUGGUAACCAAUGAGGCAGGCUCUGCGGAGCGAAAGACGCGGCUAAAAGUAAACGUUCCUCCGGAGAUUCAGGAUGACGGCCAGCCGCUAAACCUCACCGUCACCUUGAAGCAGCCCCUCACUCUUGGCUGUGAUGCCUUUGGAAUCCCUUCUCCAGCAAUAACCUGGAGUAAAGACGGUCACCCUGUGGACAGUCCCGGAGUGUAUCUGCAGAACGGGAAUAGGCUGCUCAGAAUCUACAGAGUUCAGCCUGAACACGCAGGACAAUUUGCCUGCACAGCUGGAAACUCAGCUGGAGAAGCAAGGAGAGAGUUUAACAUAAUUGUGCAGGCUCCACCAGUGAUCUCAGGAACAUCUCGACUGCAGGAGGUAACUGUGGUGCAGGGCCAGGAGGUGGAGUUCCAGUGUCGGGUCAGUGGACGACCAGCGCCCAGAGUGGAAUGGAGCCGCGACGGAGAGGUUCUCUCCCGUGAUGGAGACCCCCAUGUGGAGUUUCUGGAGGAUGGCCAGCUGUUGAAGGUGAAAUCGGUCAGAUUGAGGGACCAGGGGCUUUACCAAUGUCUGGCCAGGAACAGUGCAGGAACUCAGAUGCGCCAGUUCAGGCUCAGAGUGCAAGCUCCACCCACCAUCAAGGGGGUGAACGAGACCUUAGAGGUGUCAGUGGUGCUGGGUUUCCCCACGGUCCUCCCCUGUGAUACUGUGGGCUCACCUACACCCAGUAUCAUGUGGCUAAAGGACAAUCAACCCAUCGUGUCCACUCCACAGCUGACCUACACUCAGGGAGGGCAGGCCCUGCGACUGGGCUCAGCCCAGGGAGACAGCAACGGCCUUUACACCUGCAGAGCCACAAAUCCAGCCGGCACAGCCUUCAAGCACUAUUCUCUCAGUGUCCUGGUCCCACCACAGAUAGAAGGGGACUCGUCAUCCUUCACACUUGCUAGUCAAGAAGAGAAAACAAGGAUAAAUGGAAGUUUAACUCUAUCCUGCUUGGCCAAAGGCUUCCCUGAGCCUAAAGUUCACUGGUUCAAAGACGGACAGUUGCUGACUGGAAACCAUGCUGGCAUUCAGGGAAGUGGUUACUUCCUCCAUAUAAGGAAUGCCACAUUGUCCAAUGAGGGGCAGUACACCUGUGUGGUCACAAACUCUGCAGGAGAGGACAAAAGAGACUUCCAUGUCACCAUUCAAGUUCCUCCGAUCUUCCAAAGGGUGACUAAUAGGGAAGCAGCCUGGGGUCUGGGACAUGAAGGCGAUGAGAGCAAUGACAGCAUGGUGGAGAAGCGAGAGGUUGUCCUGGGACAUUCAAUCAGCCUAUCCUGCGAGAGUAAUGCCAUCCCCCCGCCCAAACUCAGCUGGUACAAGGAUGGCCAUAAACUUACCUCUGCUGAUGGAGUAGUGCUGCUUCCAGGAGGACAAGUGCUGCAGAUACCCCGAGUGCAACAGAGUGAUGCUGGAAAGUACACCUGUCAGGCUGUAAAUGAGGCAGGGGAGGACCACAUGCAUUUUGAAUUGGAGAUCCUCAUCCCUCCUGUUAUUAUGGGAUCUUCUGAGGAGUUUAUGGAGGAAAUGGGAGCAGUGGUCAACAGCACUGUGGUUCUACACUGCGAUGCCACUGGACACCCAACUCCAGACAUUUCUUGGCUGAGGGAUGGUAAGCCGGUGCGCACAGACUCACAGCAUCACAUCAGUGAGGAAGGAACACAACUAAAGCUCCUCAGCGUUCAAGUGUCAGACAUGGCUGGUUAUGCAUGUGUGGCUGAAAAUAAGGUGGGAACAGUUGAGAAGCUCUUCAGUCUGUCAGUGCAAGUGCCUCCUAGAAUAAGUGGGCCAAAAGAAGAGGAGGUGAGUGUAAUUGAGGGGCACAUGGUGUCAUUGCUGUGUGACGUCCAAGCGUACCCUUCGCCUGAGAUCACCUGGACCAGAGACGGGCAGAUCCUUCACUUCAACACGGGCAUAAAUAUUCUGCCAGGUGGGCAGAUGUUGCAGCUGCCUCGAGCAAGGCUGGAAGACGCGGGGCAAUAUGUGUGCACUGCCAGCAACUCAGCAGGGCAGGACCAGAAGAGCAUUCUGCUCAGCGUUUAUGUGUUGCCCACCCUGAAGCCCCGGCAGGAUGCUGACUCAGACUCGGUGACCCCUCAAGUUGGCUCCUCAGUCACCUUGCAGUGUGUAGCCCACGGUGUUCCUGAGCCGGAGGUCACGUGGUACAAAAAUGGGCUUCAACUGGCUGCAGGCAACGGGCUGAAGAUUGAUCGCCACCAGCUGGAAAUCAUUGGAGUUCAGACAGCAGACGGUGGCAUAUAUACUUGCAAAGUUACCAAUGUUGCUGGACAGGUGGAUAGGACAUUCAGACUGACUGUUCAUGUUCCACCUGUACUCGAUGGGCCUCUGUGGGAGUCCAUAAAUUACACCCUGGGGUCCCACGUGGCCCUGCUGUGUGAAGCCACAGGAGUACCGGUCCCCAGCAUCACUUGGCUCAAAGAUGGAACACCCAUUGAGAGCAGUCUGCAGUGGCAGUGGUCCGUUCGAGGUAACAGGCUGGAGCUGGGUCCUCUUAGUCUGUCUCAUGCCGGGAAGUACACAUGCGUAGCCAAGAACAGCGAGGGACAAAUACAGAAAGAAUACACCCUCACAGUACAAGUGUCUCCCACCAUCCUGGGCUCGGACCGACCAUCUGAUGUGAGUGCACCCACGGGAGAGGAGCUGACGCUGGAGUGCAGAGCAAACGGAAUCCCUGCCCCUCACAUCAGCUGGCUGAAAGACGGCGUAACUCUAGAGGGUUCAGACACCCGUCACAUCUCAAAGUUGUGGGACGAUGAUGAUAAUUAUGAUGAGAAAAUAAUUCUGAGAUCCAGGGGUGGGGUGGCCAAGAAAGGAAAAACGGAUGUGAACACAAAACAUUUCCAUGUCUGCAGUGUGACCCCUGAUGGCAGCACACUAACGCUGUUGAGGCUGAGUGCUGAGGAUUCUGGGACAUACACCUGCUUGGCCGUCAGCCCGGCAGGCCAGGAAAGCAGAAUCUACACCCUCUUUGUUUUAGUUCCGCCGUCUAUCUCUGGGGAGACCGCGGUCCCCAGAGAGGUGCAGGUCACACAGGACAGCAUCGUGACUCUGGAGUGUCAGGCAACAGGAAAUCCUCCGCCUCAGAUCAGCUGGCUGAAAAAUGGCCAUCCGCUGCUCCUUUCUCCCCGCACACGCCUCCUCUCUGGUGACUCCUUGCUGAGGAUUGCUCCUGUGCAGCUGUCUGACUCUGGAGUUUACACAUGCGUGGCGAGCAGUCGAGCUGGUCUUGCUGAGCUCAGCUAUGACGUCCAAGUCCAAGUGCCCCCUGGCGUGGAUCACAUUGAGCCAGUAGAGCCGGUUACGGUUGUCCAGGGAUCCCUGGUGACACUGACCUGUGAAGCACGUGGCGUCCCCCCUCCCACACUGACCUGGAUGAAGGAUGGCCAGCCGCUAUCGCUCCACCGCAACCUGCUGCUGGAUGGACAGGAGACGCGGCUGCAGCUGCCCGAUGUGGCUCCCUCAGACGCGGGCCUGUACAGCUGCGUGGCCAGCAACCAGGCUGGAAGCAGCACAAAGAGCUUCAACCUCACCGUGCUUGAACCUCCAAAGAUAACCAGCCUCGGCUCCCCAGAACAGCUGACCAUUGCAGUGAACAGUGCUCUGGAGCUGGAGUGCUCCGCUAUGGGGGUCCCACCUCCCACCCUCAGCUGGCUCAAGGACGGUCGACCCUUGGGGGGGUCAGACAUUGUUCAGCAGGAUGGACGUUUUGUUCGGAUCAGUAAUGUUCAGGUUGGAGAUGCAGGUCUGUACACCUGCUUGGCCAGUAGCCCAGCAGGAGAAGAUGGAAAAAACCACUGGGUCCGAGUCCAAGUCCCGCCAACUCUUCUUGGCGCAGGAGAUGUGAGGACACUGACUGUGCCACUUAAUGGACACCUGACUUUAGAGUGCCUGACCGACAGUGACCCUCCUCCUGACAUAGAAUGGUACAAGGAUGAGACCAAACUGCAGCUGGGAGGGCGAAUCCAGCGGUUGGCAGGAGGUCAGUAUCUGGAGAUUCAGGAAGUCAGGCCUGAGGACAGUGGCCAGUACAGCUGUGAGGUUACCAACAUGGCUGGCAGCACCAACAUCUUCUUCACAGUGGAGAUUCUCUUACCACCAGUAAUAAAGGAGAGCAGCUCUGUGGUGACUGUGAAUGUUGGCCAGGACGCAGUUUUGCCUUGUGAAGUGGAUGGUGACUCCUCCCCUGUGGUCACAUGGAGGAAAGAUGGCUUCCCUGUGCUUAAAAACAACAAUAAGUACAUAAUGUUAUCUGAGGGCUCCUUGCAGAUUCUUGGGGUUCAACUGAAUGAUGCCGGUCGAUACUACUGCUCAGUGUCCAACCAGGCUGGCUCAGAUCACAGAGGAAUGAAUCUGCGCGUAUUUGCGGGUCCUGCAAUCAGUCCAGGUCAAACCAAUGUGACAGUAACCACGGGAAUUAGAGCUGUGCUGAACUGUGAGGCCACCGGUAUACCUCUACCUAAAGUUUCCUGGAAAAGAAACGGUACCCCUCUUGAUAUUAAUCAGCACCCUGGUGCAUACAGGCUACUGCCCUCUGGGUCUCUGGUCCUUUUGUCUCCGUCCAGUGAGGACAAAGGUUAUUUUGAGUGCACUGCAGUCAAUGACGUAGGCGAGGAGCGUAGGGUAAUUGAAGUAAUCCUGCAAGUCCCACCAUCUAUUGAGGAUGAUGUCACAGCAGUAAAAGCUGUGAAAAUGUCCUCAGUGGUGUUGCCUUGUCAGGUACAAGGGCACCCUCAGCCUACUGUCUCAUGGACAAAGGGUGGAGCCAAACUGAGCAGCAGAGGGGGAAGUUAUCGCGUCCUCCCCACCGGAGUGUUGGAGAUAACCGCUGCCCUGCCCAGUCAUGCUGGCAGAUACACGUGUUCAGCUCGUAACCCGGCCGGAGUUGCUCACAAACACGUCUCCCUCACUGUGCAAGAGCCCCCAGAGGUCAGGCCAAUGGCAGAGGAAGUGCAAGUAGUGUUGCAUCACGGAACUGUUCUCCCGUGUGACGUUCAAGGCUUUCCCCGACCGUCAAUCACCUGGCAGAGAGAGGGAGUUCCUAUAGCAGCCGGUCACAGGCUGGCUGUGCUGUCAAACGGAGCUCUGAAGUUCUCUCGCGUUACACUCGGGGAUGCGGGGACCUAUCAGUGCGUGGCGAAGAAUGAAGCAGGUGUAGCUGUAGCAAAAACCAAACUAGUCCUCCAAGUUCCACCAGUGCUGAGCGUGCCUCGUGUGGAGUACACUGCUGUGUUAGGCCAGCCAGUCAGUCUGGAGUGUGUGGCCGACGGGCAGCCUCAGCCUGAACUUACCUGGCAUAAAGAGAGAAGGCCCGUGGCUGACAGUGCCCAUGCACGUGCGUUUGCCAACGGAACGCUGGUAAUAUUUUCUACCCAGCGGAGCGAUGCGGGCGUUUACACGUGCACUGCCAAAAACCUGGCUGGCAGGGCCAGCCAUGAUAUGCGGCUGCUGGUUCAAGUCCCGCCCAUGAUUCCUCCGGCGCAGAGCAAACUGUCAGUCAUUCAAGGGUUCCAGGCACUGCUGCCCUGUGCCGCUCAAGGGUCACCAGAACCCAGAGUGUCCUGGGAAAAGGAUGGUACGGUGGUGCCCAACCUGCCUGGCAAAUUCACAGUCCUGCGGUCAGGAGAGCUGAUUAUUGAGAGGGCUGAGCCUGGAGAUGCUGGAGUAUUUACGUGCGUAGCCACAAACCCAGCUGGCUCUGUAAGGCAAGACAUCCACCUGUCUGUCAACAUGAGGCCUGCCUUCAAAGAACUGCCAGGUGAUGUAACCCUGAACAAAGGGCAGGGCCUGGUGUUAUCCUGCCAUGCUCAGGGAACGCCCUCUCCCAUCAUCUCCUGGACUGUCAACAACAUUCCUUACAAAGAUUCAUGUGACAUGGUCAACUCAAACAUUUCAGGGGCCAUCAUAGAUGACGCUGGCAGGAGCUCAGUCAUCAUUGAGAAUGUGAGCUUGAGCGAUGCUGGGACCUAUGUGUGUGUGGCGGAGAACAGUGUGGGCUCCAUCAGAGCCCUCUCAUUUGUCCGUAUCAGAGAGCCUCCGGUGUUAAAAGGUGAAGCCCACACGUCUCAGACGGUCGUUCAGGGGGGUUCUGCAAUGCUUGACUGUCCAGUCCAUGGAGAUCCCAGCCCCGUCCUGCGCUGGCUCCGAAAUGGGAAACCUUUACUCCGCCUCCUUCGAAUGCAAACACUCCACAAUGGAUCGUUGGUCAUUUACAGCAUCACCGCUGCAGAUGAAGGAGAAUAUCAGUGUGUGGCAGAGAGUGAGGCUGGAAAGGCCGAGAGGACAAUUACCCUCAAGGUUCAGGUAAAUGGCGGUUACUCAAACUGGGAGGAAUGGAGUCCAUGUAGUAGCACGUGUGGGCAAGGCCUUCAGGAACGAGUGAGACUAUGCAACAAUCCUGAACCAGCAAAUGGUGGCCGAUCGUGCAGCGGUCCAAGUACAGACUCCAGAAAAUGUCAGGCUGGUCUGUGUCCAGGUGAGGUUCCACGUAGGACCCGGGGCAGCCUAAUUGGAAUGGUGAAUGAGAGAGAGUUUGGAGUUUCCUUCCUGGAGGCCAACAUUACUGACAACAUGGCAGACGGCAGCAGCACUUUACAGGCACGCCUGGACAACAUCCCUCCCUCUGUGGGUCCCUUGAUGCGGGUGCUGGUGUCUGUGUUUACUCCUAUCUAUUGGACCACCGUGCUGCAGAGAGAGGCAGCCAGAAACGGCUACGCCUUCACACAGGGCCGGUUCCGGCAGGAGUCACAGCUCGAGUUUGAGACAGGGGAGGUCCUUCGCUUGACCCAUGUUGCCAGAGGUCUGGAUUCAGAGGGAGUCCUACUGAUAGACAUUGUGAUUAAUGGACUUGUUCCUCCGUCAUUAUCAUCAUCCCAUCUGGGCCUCCAGGAGUUUGAUGAGUCAUAUAUUCAGACAGGCCAGGGGCAGCUGUACUCAUGGUCAUCGCAGAGCCACCAGAGAGGAGGAAGCCCCAUGGUGCUGCGCUGUAAUCAUACCAUCAUUUACGAGGGCCACGAGGAGCGCCAGGGCCCUGUUCUCCAGCUGCUCAAGCUCUCCGGGAUUAACAGCGUCUACAACAUGUUCACUCUCACUUUGGACUUCGAAAUUACUGCCAGCCUCCUCGUACCUGAUGGCUAUGAAGACACAUGCCCCAAAGGUUUCGUUCUUGAUACAACCUCCUACUGUGCCGAUGAAGACGAGUGUGCGCUGCAGUCCCCCUGUUCGCAUUCAUGCAACAACAUUAUGGGAGGUUUUACCUGUGCCUGCCCCUCUGGCUUCACCAUUUCUACAGAGACAAACACAUGCCAAGAUAUUGAUGAGUGUUCCCAAGGCUCCCACAUGUGCCACUACAACCAACAGUGUGUAAACACAGUGGGCACAUACCGCUGCCAGGCAAAGUGUGGACCAGGAUUUAAACCCAGCAUCACAGGAACCAGCUGUGAAGGCAGGACACCUUUGCUCUCUGAUACUGUCAACAUGCCGUGCACGGGCAUGUCUCUCCUCCUGUCCCAGCACACAAUGUGGAUGAGUGCCAGGAGUCUGCCCUGUCCCCCUGCCAACAUCAGUGCCUCAAUACUUUGGGUUCCUACCGUUGCAUUUGCCACCCGGGAUAUCAGAUGUCUGGACAUCGCUGCAUGGGUCAGUGUGCUCCUCAUCCAAUACAUCAAUGAGUGCUUGAGGAAUGUAUGCCCAGCUCACCAACAGUGCCGCAACACAGACGGUGGAUACCAGUGUUUUGACAGUUGUCCAACUGGGAUGACUACGGCUGAGAAUGGAGCCUGUGUGGACAUUGACGAGUGCCAGGACGGAAGUCAUAUGUGUCGCUAUAGUCAGAUAUGUCAGAACACAGUUGGAGGCUAUGGCUGUGUUUGCCCUAGAGGAUACAGAUCUCAGGGAGUCGGGCUUCCGUGUUUGGACAUAGACGAAUGCCAGCAAACGCCAAAUCCUUGUGCCUACCAGUGCCGUAAUGUUCCCGGCAGCUUCCGGUGCAUGUGUCCGCCCGGGACCGCGCUGCUUGGGGACGGGCGCUCCUGCGCCGGGUUGGAGAGAGGCCAGACCUUCACCAACGGCACCAGAGUCAGGGCCAGACUCCGCCCACAGCUGGUGUCCUCCCUCGGGAGGCCUAUCCUCUCCCGUUCCAACUCAGUGCCACGCAUCACCCGCCAGAGCUGUCCUGCCGGGUACACCAACCGAGAUGGCACUUGUGUUGAUGUGGACGAGUGUGUGGUAAAAAAGCCGUGCCAACAUGACUGCCGUAACACCAUUGGCAGCUUCCAGUGUUUCUGUCCUCCAGGAUACCAGCUUCUGCCUAAUGGGAGAAACUGUAGAGACAUCGAUGAGUGUGUCGAGCAAGGCAUUCAGUGUGGACACAAUCAGAUGUGUUUCAAUACCAGAGGGGGAUACCAGUGUCUGGACACACCCUGCCCUGCCUCCUACCAGAAGGGAGGAAGCCCUGGGACCUGCUAUAGGCCCUGCUCUCUGGACUGUGCCACAGGAGGCUCUCCUCUACUUUUGCAGUACAAGCUGCUCACCCUUCCCUCCGGCAUACCGUCCAAUCACAAUGUGGUACGACUGUCAGCAUUCUCAGAGUCUGGCGUUUUGCAAGAGCGUACGUCCUUCACAAUACUUGAGCAGGAAUCCGAGUCAGGUUCGAUGGGCCAGGUGUUCGGCAUCAAAGACGAGGCAGGCAGAGGGAUCAUCUUCACCCUGCGGGUUCUGGACAGACCAGGAUUGGUGCGGCUCAAGGUGCAGGCCACCACCAUCUCCACACAGGGACGCAUUACCUACCAGAGCAUGUUCAUCAUCUACAUUUCCAUCUCAAAGUAUCCUUACUAAACCAAACUUUACAGAUGUCCCGUAAUGGCUUUUGCACUGCCACAAAAUCAUUCAGUUAGAGGAAGGUAGACUAUGCAAUGAAACUCUGAUAGACAUGUUCUAGUGGACACUUAGACCUACACUUAAGUAAGGGGAUCUCAUCAAAAUAUGUACCUUGUUUUGAGACUGAAAAGUCACAGAGGUAAAAAAGUAUUUCAAGAAAAAGGUCUUCUUCUUUUAAAGUUGCCUUUAGUGGUUUAUUUGUGAUUUGAUCACAUAGCUGAGCAUCAAAUGGUGAAGACAUCCAAACUGACUAAAUUGAUUUUUUUUCCAGUCAGAAAUCAAGCACUGAAGGUGUUUAAUGUCAAUCAUUUUCUUCUAAAUGUUGUGCUAUACUCUCUUUUGUAUGUCCUGUUGAAUAUCUAAUUCUGGGAUAAGGAUAUUCUCAUCAAAGUGUGUCUUUAGCCUGUGCUUGGAGAUACAAGUCAAACAUUUCGACAGCUAUGAAAUUGUCCAAUGUCUACCCUAUUAUUUAUUUAAGUCAUUUGAACACAUCACUGGUUUCAUCAACCUUCUGGCACAGAAGGUUUGAGAUAAUAUGGAUCUACUGGCGUUGUAUUGGCACAUGGUAACAUUGAUUUAUGGCUGUUGAGCAAGAGUGUAUCGGUGUUCAUUCAUGUUCAAUCAUUUUAUGCAUUUUUGUACUCUUUUAUAACAUAUUUUGUCACAGUAAGUGCUAAGGUGCUACUCUGAAUGUACUUGAGUGUUUUGAAUUUGCGUGACUGGUGCUGGUCUAGAAAAUAGGCAGUUAUACACAAGAACUGUCUACAGGCUUAGACUGCGUUUUUAGAAUCUGCAGAAUCUAUAGUGCAUCUUGUCUUUCCUGAAUUCCUGAUGCUUCACACACCCAAGAGUUUGUUCUAAUUGUGCAUGUGCCAUUAUAACUAAAUUCCAGGACAGGAGGAAAAAUCCUAAAAUGCUCGUAACAGAAAAAUGUCUAAUCUCUAAGAUUGAAAAAACAGCCUCCCUGUGGCUGUAAGGGUGUAAAAAAAUGUACAAAUAAAAAAAACAUUCUUGCUUUUGACCAUUCAUUCUGUACCACUAUUGUCUCCAUUCUGAUUGUGCGACUUGCUGCAGUCGAAACAUUUUGUAAACUCAUCUCACAGCCGACAGCUAAUCCUGCUGCUUUUAUUAGCCAAAGUGGGAGCACUCUCACAACCUGCCUCAUUACCUCAGGCAAAAAACCUGGUCUUCAGAUCACUGCACAGGAAUCUGGUGUUUGGAUCAUUACUGCCACAGCUGACUUUGACACAAACCAUCAGCGAACCUAAAAUAAUCCUUCUCUUACCACGGCUCUUUCUCUGUGUCGCUGCCUAUCCUGUUUAGUCUCAGAGGCCGAGCACAGCAUCUGUGCGAGUGAAAUGAAGUAUGCAGAUGGGGGACGAUUUAAAACCUGAAUUAAAGUAUCACAGCUUCCCUAACGGCUUGGAAUUUUUGAAAGUAGUUCUCCGAAAAGAUGCUAAAUGUGCUGAU